This is a messenger RNA of Daldinia caldariorum, 1247 nucleotides long. RefSeq lists its product as uncharacterized. The transcript is spliced from 2 exons. The record is from RefSeq and is a predicted model, not a curated record. The coding region runs from base 253 to 1206 and encodes 317 amino acids. Lineage: Eukaryota; Fungi; Ascomycota; Sordariomycetes; Xylariales; Hypoxylaceae.
AAACUCCGUUUUCGCGAAAAGCGAAAAAUCUCCCCGCCUGUCUUCCCCCUCCCAAUCGACGGAGCAGAUAAUAAUUACAAUCUUAUAUAUACCAUUGCGUAUAGAAGCCAAAGAGAAGACAUAAAUCAUUUCUCAUUCUUAGAUUUAAUUUCUAGUCACGAACACCCACGUCCUUUAGAUUCGUGUCAGCGGUCCUUCCUGCGUUCUAAUAUUAUAGCUUACCCUACCAACCUACCAACCUACUUAGCUACGAUGGCUAAGAGGAUGACGAGCAAGGUCCCCGAUGCCUGGGAAGACGACGAUUGGGAGGCCCAAGCAGAUAAGGCUGCCACAACCAAAGACGAAUCGACGUCGACGUCGCAGUCGCAGUCGCAACCCCAACCGCGACUAAGCAAAGCCGAACGUCUGGCGCAACACGCCGAGUCCAACAAGAAGCUCUGGGAAUCAGCCGAAGCCCCCCCCGGAACAUUCCACUACCUCGCAGCGCGCUCCGACCCGCCCCUCGCAACAGGCUUCAAGCCCGCGGUCAAAGUCCUCAGCCGGAAACCCACGCCGUCGUCGGGGGACCCCCACAACCGCGACGGCGACGACGAAGACGACGAAGACGGGAAGAAGACGCCCCAGCUCACGCCCCAGGAGAUCCAGCUCAAGCAGCAGCGGGAGCGCGAGGAGAAGCAGCGGCGGUACAACGAGGCGCGCGCCAAGAUCUUCGGCACCAGCACUACACAGAACACCAAUUCCAACGCUAGCGCCGGCGUGGGAAGCUCGAAUCCGUCCUCGGGCGCUUCGACGCCUGGCGCCGUGACGCCGCCUCGAUCGGCUGAAGGACGGGGCCCGCGGGGUAGAGGGCGAGGUGGAAGAGGAGGAGGAGGAGGGGGACAUCGGCAUAAUGAGAGCCGAGGUGAACGGGAUAGGGGCGAUAGGGGGGACAGGGACAGGGAUAACAACAUCCAACGACCUGGUAGUCAAGCUAGUGGUGGACGGGAACUUUACGACCCGAAUUACUCGCCCAAGCCGGGCUUCCAACUAGAGCGCCGAGCCAACAGCAACAGCAACAACAACAACAACAACAGCGACGGCGGAGCACCGCUAUACCGGCGUUCGACGCCGCGGGACGAAGAACAAGUCAUACGUGCGCCGCGGGGACCGGACGGGAGCGGAAGGGGAGGAUUCGGGUUUGCGAAGCGUGGCGCCAAAGGCAGCUGAUUUGAUGUAGGAUUUAAUACUACUACUUAUACGCUGCGUCU